This is a messenger RNA of Chrysoperla carnea, 2007 nucleotides long. Its product is annotated as cholinesterase. Gene Ontology annotation, cellular component: synapse; cell surface; postsynaptic membrane. Lineage: Eukaryota; Metazoa; Arthropoda; Insecta; Neuroptera; Chrysopidae. Gene Ontology annotation, biological process: modulation of chemical synaptic transmission; postsynaptic membrane assembly; presynaptic membrane assembly. The transcript is spliced from 3 exons. The coding region runs from base 56 to 1915 and encodes 619 amino acids. The record is from RefSeq and is a predicted model, not a curated record. Gene Ontology annotation, molecular function: signaling receptor activity; neurexin family protein binding.
AAAACCUAAACCAUCAAAGAAAAUAAAUAUCAAUUAAAGUAGAUGAAACUACAAAAUGGCAACUUUCGAUACAAUUUUUUAUGUUACAACCUUAAUUUGUAUGGUUGCAAGUCAACGCUUAACAGUAACAAUACCUGAUCAAGGGACAAUCAUUGGCAAGGAUAUAUCGAUGAUACGAACUCAACGAAUAAAUGCAUUUUUGGGUAUUCCAUACGCCCAGCCGCCUCUGGUAUCGUUACGAUUUUCUCCACCUGAUACAUCAUCGUUACCAUCUUGGGGGGGAGUUCGUAAUGCUACGGAGUUUAUGCCAGGAUGUAUGCAAACCGAAACGUCAUAUCAAAAAGAUCAAAUUGUGUUCUUAAAAUUAUUCCCAAACGAAAAGUUGGAAAUGAGUGAAGAUUGUCUGUAUUUAAAUGUAUUCGUACCUUAUGGUUUGGUUCCUCCAGAAGGUUUUGCGGUAAUGGUUUGGUUACAUACUGGAAAUUUUAGUGCUGGAAAUCCAGCUAUAUGGAAUCCGUAUACUUUGGUUUUCAAACAGCGAGUAAUUGUGGUUACAUUCGCAUUUCGAUUAAAUAUUCUUGGAUUUUUUACGACUGGAGAUGGAGAAGCUCCCGGAAAUUUUGGACUUUUAGAUCAAGUAGCAGCAUUACAAUGGGUAAAGAAAAAUAUUAAAUUAUUUGGUGGUAAUCCAGACAAUAUUUGUUUAUUUGGACACGGAUCGGGGGCGGUUAGUGCAAGUCUACAUUUACUGUCGACUUAUUCUCAAAACUUGUUCCAUAAAGCGAUUAUCAUGAGUGGGAAUGCAUUAUUGCCUACGACAAUUACGGACCCACAGGCUGAUAUUCAAAGGGUGUUUAAAGCUAUAAAUUGGCACUUUGGGUGUGAUAUUGCUCCCACAUCGAAACUAAUGCAAUGUUUACGAUUAGCGAAUCCAGAGAUUCUAGUAAAUUCCAUCAGUCCUUUAUCGUCAUGGGGCCCAAUUGUCGAUACACUUUUACGGAAUACUUCAAAACCUGUAAUUGCUGAAGAUCCGCGUAAUUCAUUUGAUAAUGGUGAUUUUAUGCAAGUGCCAAUUUUAACAGGCUACACGGAAAUGGAAAAUGCAUUUGAAUUGGAAGAGCUAGAUAUUUUUAGUGAUGAUGGAAAUGUAACUCUUGAACAAUUUGAAACAGCUGUAGAAAAUUUAAUUAAAGUUGACAUCACUGGAGAGGGAAAUACUUCCAUUUGCUCCGCAAAUAAAGAACAUAUAAUGGAUACAGUAUUAUUUUACUACCGACCUACAAUUAUGGCUAAAAAAGAUUUUGUUCCACAAAAGGUGAUAAUCGAUAUGGCAACUGAAAAAAUUUAUGGCUCUACAACAUUUUUACAAGCUGAUUUAAUCAGUCAAUAUGUGGACGAUGUUUAUGUGUAUCGGUUCGAUCAUAAAGUAAAAACUGAAGUCGCUUUGGAAGAUUAUCCAAGCUGGGUAACAGCGCCACAUUAUUUUGAUUUAAUAUACAUAUGGGGCUUACCAUAUUGGUCAAAUAAAUUAGAUUGGGAUUCUGGUGAUAAAUUAACUUCUGAUAUUUUAAUGAAUUUGUGGACUAAUUUUGCAAAAUCAUCAAAUCCUACAAAAAGUAGUAUCUAUCCAAUUAAAUGGGAUAAGUUCUCUUCAAGUAAUCCAAAAAUGUUAAUUAUUGAUCGAUAUUUUAAUAUGUCUGAUGAAACUCGAGUUGAUUAUAAAGCAUUUGAAUUUUGGAAUGAUUAUUUUCCGAAAGUUGUGAAAACUGAUUCAGGAUGUUGUAAUGCUAGCGCAUACAACAAUUUUGCUUCAGCAAAUGUGGACAUGCCACCCAAAUAUGUGCUUCUAUUUUGUACGAUUCAUAUUUUAUUGUAUUAUUUACAAAAACUCAUUUUACAAAGUUAUGAAUCCUAAAUCAAUUCUAAACAAAUAUAUUCUCCUCUAUUUUGAAAUAAAAAUUUUUCUAAAUAGAUAAAUCUAUUUUUGACAAAUGUUUGCCCCCUCCC